This is a messenger RNA of Trichechus manatus latirostris (Florida manatee), 1097 nucleotides long. It is a transcript of the gene RAB5IF, whose product is annotated as RAB5 interacting factor. The transcript is spliced from 4 exons. The coding region runs from base 204 to 593 and encodes 129 amino acids. The record is from RefSeq and is a predicted model, not a curated record. Gene Ontology annotation, biological process: mitochondrial respirasome assembly. NCBI's taxonomy places the organism in Eukaryota, Metazoa, Chordata, Mammalia, Sirenia, Trichechidae.
UGCCCCUGCCCCACGGCACCGGUCUCAGCCGAGAGAGCAGAGCCGGCUGGCUUGGUUAAGUAAGAGGGACUGCAGCACGUCGUCAGCCUGACCCCUGAGACUUCUGCCGCCGACCCGCGCGCCGUGACCUGCAACCCCUGACCCCGACUCCCUUUGGCUCGGCCCGCGCGCCCCAGGCCCGACACGGGCGGCGCGGUGGGAGGAUGAGCGGCGGGCGGAGGAAGGAGGAGCCGCCUCAGCCGCAGCUGGCCAACGGGGCACUCAAAGUCUCUGUCUGGAGCAAGGUGCUGCGGAGCGACGCGGCCUGGGAGGACAAGGAUGAAUUUUUAGAUGUGAUCUACUGGUUCCGGCAGAUCAUCGCUGUGGUCCUGGGUGUCAUUUGGGGAGUGUUGCCAUUGCGAGGUUUCUUGGGAAUAGCAGGAUUCUGCCUGAUCAAUGCAGGAGUCCUGUACCUCUACUUCAGCAACUACCUACAGAUAGAUGAGGAAGAAUAUGGUGGCACGUGGGAGCUCACAAAAGAAGGGUUUAUGACAUCUUUUGCCUUGUUCAUGGUCAUUUGGAUCAUCUUUUACACUGCCAUCCACUAUGACUGAUGGUGUACAGCCCUCACCUGCUCCCUGUCCAAAGGACCUGCUUAAUUACAGCACAGAAGCACAAUUGUAGGGGCACUCCAGCACGAGGAGCCUAGAAGACCCAUGUUUUCUGGAUGGAGAAUCACUGUGUUGGGCAUCAGUGUUUCGUGCAAGGGUUGUGACCUGAAACUUUUUAAAGAACCAUCCACCUUUUGGGGAACCAUUUCUGAAUUGUCCAUCGCCACCCAUUUCUUCUGGGAUAUCUAUCGCUAAACACCCAUUAGCCAGUUGGAGCUGGUCAUUUCUUUUGAUGCAUCUCUGGAUCAUCUGGAUGAAACAUUAAAUUGUCUUCCUCAGUUCUCCAUCAGGUGUAGAGUUUUUUAAACUAUCAGUGGCAUUUCAAGUCUUCUGAAAACAGUAUGUCAGUAUAUGUGUGGUCCAUAGCAAGUACAAGCAGCAUCUAAUAACAGUUUCCAUUGUAGAAUGUUUUCAGAUACUUGAAUAAAUCGAAUCUUUAAUUGAAAA